AUGGGGGGCUUGAACCGGGUGAGCGUUGGGUUGCUCUGCUUCAUGGCUGCCUUAGCUACCGCCUACAAUCCUUGGGAUUUUUCUGGGAGACACACGGGUCUCUUGAGACAGCCGAGAACACCUUCUCCUGAGAUGCAGCCGGUAGAUUAUCCUUACUGGUCUGAGACCAACUCCUGGGCGUUUGUGGACAAUUCCCAGCCUCGGGCUUUGUCCACUUGGACCCCGGUUUCUGUCCAGUGUGGGGAGGCCCAGGUGGGGGUCGCUGUGAAGAGGGACCUCUUUGGGACUGGGAGGCUGAUCCAAGCGGCGGAUCUGAGCUUGGGGUCUUCUGGCUGCAAACACACCUCCCUCGACUCUGCCGAAGACACGGUCGUCUUUGAAGUUGGUCUCCACGAAUGUGGUAGCACGGUGCAGAUGACUCCAGACUCUCUGAUCUACAGCAUCAGCCUCUACUAUAAACCCAACCCUGGAAGCAACCCAGUCAUCAUCCGAACCAGCCCUGUCGAGGUUCCUAUCGAGUGCCACUAUCCAAGGAAAGACAACGUCAGCAGCAAGGCCAUCAAGCCAACGUGGGUUCCCUUCAGCUCCACGCUGUCUGCCGAAGAGAGACUGGUCUUCUCCUUGCGUAUCAUGAAUGAUGAUUGGAGUGCCGAGAGAACCUCUAAGAGGUACCAGCUGGGAGAGGCCAUCAAUAUCCAGGCAGAUGUGAACACCGUCAACCACGUGGCUUUGAGGCUCUUUGUGGACAACUGCGUUGCCACCCUGAGUCCAGACCGAGAUUCCGCUCCCAGAUAUUCAAUUAUUGACUUCCACGGGUGCCUGGUAGACGGAAGAUCGGAAGGCGCUAGUUCCACCUUUCUGUCUCCCAGGACCAGACCGGAUUCUCUCCAGUUCACAGUCGAUGCUUUCAGGUUUGCCCAGGAUCAGAAAGACUUGGUCUACAUUACUUGUCACUUGAAAGUCAUCGCCGGCGACCAGAUCCCAGAUGCUCUGAACAAGGCAUGCUCCUUCAACAAAGCACGGAGCAGCUGGUCUGUGCUUGAAGGCCCCGACGGCAUCUGCCGCUGCUGCGAGACAGGAAACUGUGCGGUAAACCCUGUCCCUCAGUCCCCGGGAGGUAAUUCCUGGUGGAGAAGUGGGCGCCUCCAGAGAGACCUCUCUUUCAGACGUGAGGAGUCCUCCAAGGGUGAAACGGAAGCAGACGUUCUAGUGGGACCUUUCAUCUUGGAUGAGCGCAAAACUUCCACGGCCCUCGAAGAUGGAAGAAAGUUGGGGACGGGGUCACCAGAUGCCCCUGAGAAGUCGGUGCUUAUCAUGAUAGGACUGACGGUCACCACCGGUGUCCUGGCGUUGGCCUUGGUGGUUCUGGCGUUUUUUCUACCGUGCAGGAAAAGGAGAUGUUCCAAAGUCUGA
Messenger RNA from Sphaerodactylus townsendi, 1413 nucleotides. Its product is annotated as zona pellucida sperm-binding protein 3-like. The record is from RefSeq and is a predicted model, not a curated record. Bases 1 to 1413 code for a protein of 470 amino acids. The transcript has 9 exons. Gene Ontology annotation, biological process: positive regulation of acrosome reaction; binding of sperm to zona pellucida; egg coat formation. NCBI's taxonomy places the organism in Eukaryota, Metazoa, Chordata, Lepidosauria, Squamata, Sphaerodactylidae. Gene Ontology annotation, molecular function: acrosin binding. Gene Ontology annotation, cellular component: extracellular matrix.